Molecule: messenger RNA, 2429 nt
Organism: Dipodomys ordii (Ord's kangaroo rat)
Lineage: Eukaryota; Metazoa; Chordata; Mammalia; Rodentia; Heteromyidae
Product: cytosolic phospholipase A2 beta-like
Exons: 20
Coding region: 60-2414 (784 amino acids)
Biological process (GO): glycerophospholipid catabolic process
Cellular component (GO): cytosol
Molecular function (GO): calcium-dependent phospholipid binding; calcium ion binding
Source: RefSeq, a predicted model, not a curated record
GGACCUGAGCGCACUGGGGCUGCCCUUUGCAGGGUGCCUGGCCCCAGUACAGGCUUGAGAUGCUUCAUUCCCGGCAGGCGAAGGUGCCUGGAACGUGCCUGCUCACCGUGCGUGUCCUGCAGGCCCACGGGCUGCCUUCCAAGGACCUGCUCACCCCCUCCGACUGCUAUGUGACCCUGUGGCUGCCCACGGCCUCCAGCCACCGGCUGCAGACACGCACCGUGAAGAACAGCCGGAACCCCGUCUGGAAUCAGAGCUUCCACUUCCGCAUCCACUGCGAGCUCAAGAAUAUCAUGGAACUGAAGGUCUUCGACCAGGACCUGUUGACCCAAGACGACCCGCUGCUGUCUGUGCUGUUUGAUGUGGGGACCCUGCGAAUGGGGGAGUCCCGGCGCCAGAGCUUCUCGCUGAGUUCUCAGGUGCAGGAGCGGCUGGAAGUCGAAUUUCGUCUGCAGAGCCUGCCGGCCGAGGCGGAGCAGCUCACCAGCAACGGCAUCCUGGUGGCCCGGGAGCUGUCGCGCUUGCAUGUUCAGCUGGAGCAGAUGGGGUCCCCAAAAGAGUCAGAGGGCAGGGUCCAGCUCGUGCUUCCCGGCGCCUGUGAGGGCUCCCAGGAGGCCUGUGUGGGCACCGGCUCGUUCUGCUUCCACUGCCCGGCCUGCUGGGAGCCGGAGCUGAGCAUCCACCUGAAGGACGACCCCCAGCAGCGGCUGACGGUGCCCCUGCAGGCCCUGCCCUCCUGCCAGUCGGUGCGGCUCGUCUUCCCCACAUCCCAGGAACCCUUGAUGAGGGUGGAGCUGAAGAAGGAAGAGGGACCCGGGGAGCUGGCCGUGCGGCUGGGCUGUGGGCUGUGCCCGCAGGAGCAGGCCUUCCUGCGCAGGAGGAAGCAGAGGGUGGCCAAGGCCCUGAAGCAUGCCCUGCAGCUGGAUGGAGACUUGCAUGAGGACGAGGUCCCAGUGGUAGCCGUUAUGGCUACUGGCGGCGGCACCCGGGCGAUGACUUCCUUAUACGGGCAGCUGGCCGGCCUGAGGGAGCUGGGCCUGUUGGACUGCGUCUCCUACAUCACGGGGGCCUCGGGCUCCACCUGGGCUUUGGCCAACUUGUAUGAGGACCCAGAGUGGUCUCAGCAGGACCUGGCAGGGCCCACCGCGCUGCUAAAGGCCCAGGUGACAAAGAGCAAGCUGGGUGCGCUGGCCCCCAGCCAGCUGCAGCGGUACCGGCAGGAGCUGGCCGAGCGCGCCCGCCUGGGCCACCCGCCCUGCUUCACCAACCUGUGGGCCCUCAUCAACGAGGCUCUGCUGCAUGAGGAGCCCCAAGACCACAAACUCUCAGAUCAACAGGAGGCCUUGAAUCGUGGGCAGAACCCUCUGCCCAUCUACUGCGCCCUCAACGCCAAGGCGCAGGGCCUGACGACCUUUGAAUUUGGGGAGUGGUGCGAGUUCUCCCCCUACGAGGUGGGCCUGCCCAAGUACGGGGCCUUCAUCCCCUCCCAGCUCUUCGGCUCCGAGUUCUUCAUGGGGCGGCUGGUGAAGGAGCUCCCCGAAUCCCGCAUCUGCUUUCUGGAAGGCAUCUGGAGCAACCUGUACGCCGCCAGCCUCCAGGACAGCCUGUACUGGGCCUCAGAGCCCGGCCAGUUCUGGGACCGCUGGGCUCAGGACCGAGCCAGCCUGGACAAAGAGGAGGUCCCCCAGCUAAAGAUGGAGGAGCCGCCCACAGCGGCCGGCAGGAUCGCCGGGCUUUUCACCGACCUCCUGACAAAGCGGCCGCUCGCCCAAGCCACCCACAACUUCCUGCGCGGCCUCCAGUUUCACAAGGACUAUUUCCAGCACCCGCACUUCUCCGCCUGGAAAGCUACCAAGCUGGAUGGCCUCCCCAACCAGCUGACCCCCGCGGAGCCCUACCUGUGCCUGCUGGACGUGGGCUACCUCAUCAACACGAGCUGCGCGCCCCUCCUGCAGCCCGCCCGGGGCGUGGACCUCAUCCUGUCGCUGGACUACAACCUGCACGGAGCCUUCCAGCAGCUGCAGCUGGUGGACAGGUUCUGCCAGGAGCAGGGGAUCCCGUUCCCCCACAUCUCGCCCACGGCGGAGGAGCAGCGCGAGCCGCGCGAGUGCCACGCCUUCCACGACCCCGCCCGGCCCGAAGCCCCCAGCCUGCUGCACUUCCCUCUGGUCAACGCCUCAUUCCGAGAGUUCUCAGCCCCCGGAGUGCCGCGGACACCCGAGGAGAAGGCGGCCGGGGAGGUGAACCUGUCUCCUGAGGACUCCCCCUACCACUACACAAAGGUGACCUACAGCCCAGAGGACACGGACAAGCUCCUGAGCCUGACCCGGUACAACAUCCUCUGCAGCCGGCCACAGCUGCUCGAGGCUCUGCGCCAGGCCGUGCAGCGGCGCAGGCAGCGCAGGCCCCGGUGAUGAGGCCACCGCCCC